This is a messenger RNA of Dreissena polymorpha, 1809 nucleotides long. Its product is annotated as cubilin-like. Lineage: Eukaryota; Metazoa; Mollusca; Bivalvia; Myida; Dreissenidae. The transcript is spliced from 13 exons. The record is from RefSeq and is a predicted model, not a curated record. The coding region runs from base 319 to 1809 and encodes 496 amino acids.
GUGAAAUGUUAAUAACGAUUGAAUAUACGUGUAUUUAAUUUUACAACUUCAGUGACGCAUACGAGUUGUUUAAGCUCUAUCACCGGAACGGUUGUGGAGCAAUACUUGAAAUAUUCAGGAAACGACUGCACGUGGACUAUUGUCAGUCCAGCGGGGUCUCAGAUCGUACUGCAUGUUCGGUCGACACAAAUUGAUUCUAGGUGUGGCAACACUACCACAGAAAGAGAUCGGUUGGAGAUACAUUUUGGCGGUUCAUUACCAGCUACGAUUUGCGAUGAGAAUUUCGACAACCAGAUUUACGCGAGUGUAAACAGGGAAAUGAAGUUGAAACUUGCUACACCAGAAAGUUGGUCGUAUGAGAGCAAGAGUUUUGAAGUGAUGUUCUUUAUUGCGUAUACUUCGGAUACGGCACUCAUACCGAACUGUGCAGAUCGCAUCAACGUGACGGGGCCUGGUCAACUAAUGUCUCCAAAUUUACCAUCAAGAUUCACUGACAACGACUCCUGCAGUUGGACCUUCUGGGCACCGAUGGGAAUCAUGUUUUAUGUGAGCUUCACCGACUUAGGCAGAACUGGCUCUUUGAAGAUUUAUGAUGGCUUACAUCGAAGUGACAGUUUAUUGCUGGACAGAAAUUACCUCGAUAAAGAGCUUGAGCCAGUUUACACGACCGGACACUUUGGCAGAGUAGUGUUUGCGCCGAAUUCCGAAAAUCAACAUUACGGCUUUCUUCUGACAUAUGACGUUGGCAAUUUGGACCCUUCCAACAUCUCGGUACUAGAGGAGUGCAACGAGACAGGCAUCUAUUUGAACACUCCUAACCGUACAUUCUUCGAAUAUCUCUCGGUAUCAAAAUCUAAUUAUAAGACUAACAUGGACUGCAUCUGGUACAUCACUGCCCCGGAGAACCACGCCGUGGAGAUCGAGUUCGAGCCAGGGGGAUACGGAAUGGAAACCAACCUCUACUGCGACUAUGAUUACCUGGCCUUCUACGAAGUUACUGGCCUAAACGAUUCACUGAAACGGAUUAAUCGGGUGUGUGGCUAUAAGGUUCCUAAGUACCGCUACCAAACCGUCGGUAACCGGAUGAUGAUAGAGUUCCAUUCGGACUACUUAGUGCCCGCUGUUGGAUUCAAACUCCGCUACUACGCCAUAGAUAUGGCUUAUCCGUAUUGCAGAGAGGAUUUCAAGUCAUUGGACGGAACGUACAACCUCCAAACGUCUUACUUGAAUGCAAAUGCUAAAUGGAUACUGACAAUUAGGAGCCCUACGAUCCCUAGCUACUGGAGUACUAAAUAUGAAAACAACGCCGAAGUGUUCUGGCUUAUAACUGUGGAAGAUCCAAGUCUGUACCGCCUAGUGCUUUCGUUCAGUUACUCUUGGAUCGAGAGCUCUCCUGGCUGCAGUGUUGACUGGUUCGCCUUGUUCCGCGGUCCUUGUCGUACCGACCCUUUGAUCGAUAGGACCUGCGGUCACUAUGGUUAUUGGUUGAAGAAGUACAAUCUAGAAGGCACGACGGACGCCUAUCUGCUUUACUUCCAUACGGACAACUCUUUCAAUUUCUAUGGUUUUAGGCUGAAAUACUAUUCAGAGUUGCGUAGCGUUGUCGCUGAAGUAACGACGACGCCCGCUGCAACACAAGGACCGCCGGUAGAGGCGGUGAUAGAAGCCUUGAACGGUUCCAUGUUUUACUACCGGAACGAUGUGGUGCAGACGCGUAACGUCAGCGAGGGCCUGGAAGCCACCAUUGACUUCUAUCUGGUCGGCAUAAAUGGUUUGGACGAGGCAAGUACUGGAGGGCCACUUAUAUAG